This is a messenger RNA of Prunus persica (peach), 831 nucleotides long. RefSeq names its product probable aldo-keto reductase 2. The record is from RefSeq and is a predicted model, not a curated record. Gene Ontology annotation, cellular component: cytoplasm. Lineage: Eukaryota; Viridiplantae; Streptophyta; Magnoliopsida; Rosales; Rosaceae. Bases 1 to 654 code for a protein of 217 amino acids. The transcript is spliced from 3 exons.
AUGUCAUUCCUUAACGUCCUUUAUCAUGUCAUUUACAAGGUUGGGGAACUCAAGAAACUAGUUGAAGAAGGUAAGGUAAAGUACAUUGGCCUAUCCGAGGCCUCUGCUUCCACAAUAAGAAGGGCACACGCUGUUCAUCCAAUAACAGCUGUGCAGUUGGAGUGGUCAUUGUGGUCAAGAGAUGUGGAGGAAGAUAUAAUUCCUACUUGCCGGGAACUUGGCAUCGGCAUUGUUGCAUACAGUCCUCUAGGAAGAGGAUUCUUUUCAUCAGGAGCUAAGUUCUUUGAAAAUCUUCCUAAUGAUGAUUUCCGAAAGUAUCUACCUAGGUUCCAAGCCGAAAACCUAGAGCAUAAUAAAACAAUAUUCGAGCAGGUUCGUGAUCUUGCGGCAAGGAAGGGGUGCACCCCAUCUCAGCUAGCACUGGCCUGGGUUCAUCAUCAAGGAAACGAUGUGUGUCUGAUACCUGGAACCACCAAGAUUGAGAAUUUUAACCAGAACAUUGGUGCUCUCUCUGUGAAACUGACACCAGAAGAACUGGCUGAGCUUGAAACUUUUGCUUCUGUCGAUGCCGUUAAAGGUGGCAGAUAUCAGAAUGACUUUAGUACUUGGAAGAACUCUGAAACUCCUCCAGUGUCUUCAUGGAAAGCCACAUGAGCAUGUGCCUUUUGUCAUGCCAUAAUGCUUCUUUGUACUUCGUGAGCUUUGUAAAUUUCCUUACCGUUAUGAGAAUAAGUAGUUCAUGUGAAAUGGUAUGUAAUGAUUGACUUUGAGACGUUCAUCAUUUUGUAAGCAGUUUUCAUCAUGUUGGAUGAGUAACCAAAAGUAUGAAAU